Molecule: messenger RNA, 806 nt
Organism: Oryza sativa Japonica Group (Japanese rice)
Lineage: Eukaryota; Viridiplantae; Streptophyta; Magnoliopsida; Poales; Poaceae
Source: RefSeq, a predicted model, not a curated record
GAUAUUUUCUCUCUCUCUCUCUCUCAAGUCUCAGCACUGCACCGUGCCUCCUCCUCCUCCACGCCCGCGCCUCUUCCCCAUUCCCACACCCACGCCUCUCCCCCUCCUCUCGGCAGCCGGCAGCCUGCGACGGCGACGCCAGCGAUACGCACAUGGUGCACGGGGCGCGGAGCUGACCGUGGAUGGUGCGGCCUCCCCUUGCCCUCCAGAUCUGGCGAGUCUCCUUCCUCCUUCCUCCUCGUCGAGCUGCCGCAUCGACCGGCGCGAGAGAGGCGCCGGCGGCAAAUCCGGCCGCCAGAGGGCCGCAGGCGGCAAAUCCGGUCGCGGGAGAGGCGCGGGCGUCGGAUCUGUCCGCCAGACAGCAGCGGGAAGUGCUCGGGCGGCGGGAGUGGCGCGGACGACGGAUUCAACGUGGUGAGGGUGCGGGCUUCGGCAGGCGGUGGUGGUCGCGUGCACGCGCUUCGGCUCGGGCGUGGGCUUCGGCGGGUGGCGACGAUGGCGGCGGCGGUGGUCUCGCGGGCGGGCUUCGGCGGGCAGCGACAACAGCGACCGCGCGGCGACCACGACGGCGGCCCUGGGCUGCCUUGAGCGGGAGCUCGACGACGGCAACUUGGCUCCCUCACCGAUGGCAACCUGUUGUUGUUUUGGGAUUGUGACUGUGAUUUACUUCUGCAGCUAAAUGUGAACUGUGAUUGGGGAUUUGGGACAAUGAUUUAGGAUUUGGGGACAAUAAUUUCGAAUUUGUGAUUUUCUGCAGGUUGUUAUGGAUCCAAAUUUUCAAAAAAAAAAAAUUUGCUCCAAAAAUA